Molecule: messenger RNA, 213 nt
Organism: Spodoptera littoralis (African cotton leafworm)
Lineage: Eukaryota; Metazoa; Arthropoda; Insecta; Lepidoptera; Noctuidae
Source: the annotation of a GenBank genome assembly
AUGUGUGAUCGGAUGGGUGUUAUAAACAGAUUGCAAUCAGUAAUGUCUGCAAUUCAGGGCUGUGGCGGCUGUCGACCAGCGCCGUGUUGUCAUCCGUGCAGGCCCUGCUGCGGCGGUGGAUCCCUCGUCACAGUAUACAAUGCUGUACUAGCGCUGGGCCAGCCGCCAAGACCUAUUGCAGCAUUCGACAAAGCAGUCAUUGAAAUUCGUUAA